Molecule: messenger RNA, 393 nt
Organism: Pseudogymnoascus destructans
Lineage: Eukaryota; Fungi; Ascomycota; Leotiomycetes; Thelebolales; Thelebolaceae
Exons: 1
Coding region: 1-393 (130 amino acids)
Source: RefSeq, a predicted model, not a curated record
AUGCCUCCUCGCAAGAAGGCGGUCGUUGACCCUGCUGGUCUCCUUGGCCCGGCCAAGCCUGCAAGCAAGGCCAAGGCCAAGGCCAAGAAGAACACCUGCAGUCAGGCCGCAAAGGCUGCAUUUCCCCCAUGCCUUGACGAUGAAGAGUCCAAUGCCAGGGCUCCCGUUCCUGAUGAAGAGGAUGAGGCUGUUGUCGCCAGCCAGCGACCUGAUUCCUCCCCUGCGGCUGCCCCUCGUGAGGGAUCUGUCAACUCCUUUGCCCUUCCUGUGACACCUUCUGUUGCUGCUCGUCGUUCCCACCUCAAUGUUGGCACGCCUGCGCAACAGCUCCACGCCAAGUCCGCUGUCGCUCCCGUCGCUGCUCCUGACUUUGCGUCUGUUCUGUCAUACUGA